GACAGGCACACGUUUCUGUAAAUCCUUUGGUCAGUCGGACAACCUGUAAAGGCAAAACAAUAUCAUUAAUUAACUGGAGCAUAGAGUUUAGACACUUACAGUUAUCAUGGAAAUAUACGUUACAAUUAGUGGAAAUGAGAGAAGAUAGAGGAAUAUACGGAACUAGUAUGGUGAUCUUUGCAGCAUGGUUUGUGGUUUGGUCAAACGUUAUUUGUAACGUGAGAUCGGAGAAAGCUACAGUGGCAUGUUCAUUAAGCGGCACCAAUAACCAGAACCUGAGAAUGUCGUUAAGUAUAGUUAAGGAAAAUGACGUCAUAUCGAUGAUGUCUGUGUACACGGCGCGGGAGAAUGAUCCAACCUUAAGUAGGCUUAUCAAUGACGAAGGCUGUCAGGUGACCGGAAAUGGUGAGCUGGCCACACCCUUUUCUAUUACGGUGACUUUUGACGCCACCUCAGACAGAUAUCCAUGUGGAAUUGUAGUUACCAACAUUAACGAGUACAGACUUCGAGUACGAUCAUUCGAACACCCGGGAGUAAAAUCAACGAAUGAUGCAUUCUUCGAUGCCGUUUGUGACAGAUCUGAUGGUAGUCAAACAAACGCUGUUUUGCCGAGGUCUGCGUUUUUGCCCGCAGAAAAAGAUUUAUUAAGAUUUGAACUGUUCAAUGAUAGGAAUCAGCAGGCCACUACUGUUAAUCUUGGGGACAGUGUUUAUUUCAAAGCAGAAUACUACUAUAAUAACGAGUACCGUGUUGGAACAUGUGGAUACGAUUUUUGGUUUGCUCUUCCACAAGACUCGGAUUCCGAUGCUACUUUUACGAACUAUCUUAUAAUUUCUCAUCGUCAAACACAACCUGUAAAUACAACACUUGUAUAUUCUAAUGGCAGCGAAAACUUAAUCAACUUUGUUGGAGAAUUCGGUUUUAAAGCCGCAAUAUUGAGUAUAGAACCACAUACUGGUUCAGAACGAGUGACUAAUAAAUCUAUACAUAUAAUUUCCACACAUCAAAUCUGUGUUUACUCAUUUAAUUAUUUAUCUGCUCAGAGUUCAACACUUUUCUCGUUAUUUCCAACAAAUUAUUUGGGAAGAGACUAUGUCAUAAAUAAACUGUUUAAGGAUAAUACAGUUGUGGUUCUCGCAACUGAGAGUAAUACUGAUAUAUCACUAGAAGGUGACGUCACUAAUCUAGACAAGCCGUUCUCUCUAAGCUCGCUUGAGCCGUUUGAAUCUGUGCAGGUGCUCGCCAAGGAUUCUUUAACAAAGUUGAGGAUCGUUUCCACAAAACCCGUAGCUGUCUUUGUGGGAGCCAAAAGUAUCACGGAUAGCACUGACGGAUACGCGGAACAGAUAGCAGAUACUACAAAGAUGGGAAAUAAAUUUGUGUUCCCUCCCACUUUUGGGGAAAUUAUUUGUACUUCUUUGACUCCAAGUACUGUGAUAAAUUACAUUUGUAAUGAUGGUUCCUCGGUAGAAAAUACUAUACCGCAGUAUGAAAGUGCAACAUUUACUUCGUCCAAUACUCACCACUGUCUAGUAGAAUCUAGUGCACCACUUUCGUGUGGACAAUAUUUUAAGACAGCGCCAGCGGGUGAUGUGAAGGGAUAUGCUUCUAUGAUACCUUUCUCUCAGUGGUCUACACAUUAUAGCUUCGGAACUUUCGUUAAUAAAGAGUACGAAAUUCUAAUAGUGAUCGAAGAUGGUUUUCAACCUGAUCUGGAAAUAUGGGGAUAUCUUGCUGGAGUAGUGAAUGGAUCCACAUUAUCGUGGUCAAGUGUUCUCCGACAUUCAGGAAUAUCUUACAUGGGACUCACUUUUCCAAUAAACAUAUGGUUUGGACCACGAGUACAAGUUUCUCACCCAAGUAAAUCAUUUUUGGUACUCUUGAGGGACAAUCGUGAGAUCUCCGUGACGAUACCUCCCAAAUCAUUCAUGGACAACGUCUCGAGAUGCAGUAAUACAUUAGGCUUUAGUGGAGACCAUGUUGAUAGCGACUGUGACGGUAGUAUAGAUGAAGACACUGCUUUAGCGUCAGGUUCCAAGACGUACGACUUGAAAGCUUAUCCAGAAGGUACAAAGGCUGCUGGAGAAAUUCGUUUUACGAAUUGCAUUGCUAAAUCCAAUGAUAUUUGGAAUGAUGGUGGACCCACAGUUACCUUUAUUGACCAGAAUGGAUGCAUGGUGGGACCAGAGAGCGAUCUUUUCGCCAUAAACUCCACAUUUUCCGAAGUGACAACAGGAAAGUUGGAUUACCCAAAACUUUUUUCAUCCGGGUACCUGGAGAGUGCCAGAUUUUCUGGAAGUAGUGAUGUUUACUUCCGGUGCCAAGUUCUUCUCUGUUACGAUUACUCAGGGGAAUGUUUUAAGGAUGCAUGUCAAGUUGGCACUGGGUAUAUUGGAGAUAAAUACGACAGAAUGUAUGUUGAUCUCAAAGUCAAAGUUUUAUACAGUAAUGAAAAACCACUCCACAGUAGACGAGAGGUUACAGAUAGCAAUAGUUCCGAGACAAGCAUCGACACUUUUGUUAUAAUCUGUGUGUCUUCCUUCAUCCCUCUGCUAUUGUCGCUAGCUGUCACUCUGGUGCUUUACAGAAAACUCACGUUUCUGAUAGAGGAGACAAUGACUCAGUCUACUGACAAAUUCAAACAGGAACCCAACAAUUUAAACAGGCUGUGAAGGAUGGUCGAGUAAGGCUCCAGUCCCGGACCACGGUUUGGAGACUCCAGAUCCUAACACCGUCCGUGUGAGAGAGAAGGAUAACAGCCUCGGUUGAGUUAAUCCGUUCAAUGUCAUUGACUUGAAGGCAUUUUACAAUUGAAAGUUUCCGAGUGCGUUCUCAAAGGCAAUUCGAUGCUUGGAAAUAAGGUUUCCUUGCACUUUUGUACAUAAUCAUUAAAUCGGUUGUGGUUUUGUAGCAUUCUAAUAUUUAGUAAAAUAAAUUGCAGCUCUUGACAGAAUCAGAACUUCCGGUUAAGUUUGUAACUGUUGUAAUGUUGAUUUGGACACUUAAGGCAACUACUAUUUAUUUUGUAUGUAUCAAUUUGUUGUUUAUUUGAUGCUGUUCAACAUUUAUUAAAAUUAUUUUAACGUAAA
Molecule: messenger RNA, 3089 nt
Organism: Saccostrea echinata
Lineage: Eukaryota; Metazoa; Mollusca; Bivalvia; Ostreida; Ostreidae
Exons: 14
Coding region: 135-2672 (845 amino acids)
Source: RefSeq, a predicted model, not a curated record